Molecule: messenger RNA, 1683 nt
Organism: Rodentolepis nana
Lineage: Eukaryota; Metazoa; Platyhelminthes; Cestoda; Cyclophyllidea; Hymenolepididae
Source: the annotation of a GenBank genome assembly
AUGGCUUCAUUUACGGAAAACGGUGUUUCUUCUGAGAACAGAUUUGCACCUGCAGUUGACGCAUUUCCACGAGAUCAAAAUCCUACGCCUUCGGAAAUUUUGGGACAUCUAACUACGUCGGACGUCAGUUCCGGUUCUACGUCAGCUUCACAGAAUGUUAAUGCUUCCAGUUUGAGAAAUGGUCCGGUGUUAAAUAAUUAUCAGCCCGAUAAAAAUAAGUCAAGUGGGUUGGAUAGGUUUCAGAAUUCAUCCGUUGAUGCACCAAGUGGUUGGAUGUCAGAUGCAAGAGACGCACAACCUUUGUACAUGGAUGGUGGUUCCUUUGCAGAGAAUCCAGAUGGGCCUUUUAAUAGUUGGAAGAAAUGUCCAGGCGAUUUGCAACAAUACCGGUGUUACGUGGAAAAUGGAACAUCUGAAAAUCAGGUUCUAGGCGGAUUGCAUAACAAUGAAUAUUCGCUUAUGCAGCCACCAGAUGUAUCAAUUAAUGGGAAUAUCAACAUGCCUAAUUUCUCCGAGGGCAGAUCUAAUGCCUCCUGGUGUCAUCCUACCGGAUGGCCUAACGAUCCAGGUUUAGGUCCAAGUGGGGAUCGAAGCUGUAUUGAUUGGCCCAAGUCCCUACAAAAUCAAUUCCCAGAAGUCAAUUCCUUCUUCCCAGAGAGAAGCUGGCGUUUGCGUACCACUAGUGAAAACGAUGCAAUCGCGAACAAGGGCUCUCAACCGACAAAUAAUCGAUCUGAAACUCAACAACAUCAACCCCAGCAACAGCAUCACCAUAGACGAAAAGGCCGGACAGCAUCUGGAUCAAGUAAUUCUCCCAUUACGGACGCUUCUCCGAAUUCUGAUGAUAAUCGGAGUAUCAACCUUCCCAUCGGUCAGAAUGUCAAUACAUCCGACUUUGAUAUUCAAAAUUGUCUCGUAGAAAGUAUGGCACGGUUGUCUCUCAUGCCAGAUAUCUCCGCAGCUGUGGUACAAAGACCCCCUGUUAUGUCUACUGCCAAUUCAUCCGAUUCAAUGGCUCAAUUUAUGCUGGGUGCACAGGCAUCUCUCGCUAACAUAAUGGAAAAGUCUCCGUUUUUCGCAAAUAGUUCGACACCUAUUUACUGGAACACAGGAGGAAGUCAAGAUGGAGUAUAUAAUCAAAAAUUGAAUCCUUAUCACCAUCAAAGGCCCUCUACAUCUGAUCAAUAUACUCAACACGAUACUUUAGCCGGCACUUUCAGAGGUUAUCCUGGCUCAACGCCAGGGAAUUAUAACUUCGAUCAACAACAACAGCAAGCGCAACAGCAAUUUCCGAGUCGUGAAGAUGAUUGUAUAUGGUAUUACCAAGAUCCAAAUGGUCGAAUUCAGGGAGGAUUUAGCAGCGAACAAAUGGCUAACUGGUUUGCUGUCGGUCGGUAUUUUACUCCCCAACUGCUAGUACGUCGAAAAUGUGAUGAUACACUAUCCACCCUUCAGAGUUACAUCGAUAUGUACGGUGAAGUACCUUUUUCCAGUAAAGUCAAAGUUCCACCAGUUCAUGGAGGAAUAACGCCCGAUCUCAUUAACUACAAUCGAACUCUUCAAAACCCCUCUUCCUUCUCAACGGACCUCCUUGCACAGAUGGAAAAAGAUCCCAAUUGUCAGAAGCUGCUGACAAGCACUGGCAUUCCCUGUUAUCGUCAAUGGAAAGGGUACUGUCUGUAG